AUGGCAUCAAGCAAAGCAGCGAGAAUUGGCGAGGAGUGGGGAGUUCUGUUUGUCAUGGGAGAAAGUAAGGCUGACGCAAAUCAGGGCGUGGAAGUUCGUCCACUAUCCUCCGUCUCGCAGAUUGGGGCUGAAUACGUCCGUAGAACUCGUGUGGACAAAGUCAACGCAGAGCUCGUAACUCUGACAUAUGGCACAAUGGUCGCGCAGCUGUGCUCCGAUUUCGAAAGCAACUAUACGGAAGUCAACAAGCAGUUGGACCGGAUGGGCUACAACAUUGGCAUGAGGCUAGUCGAAGACUUCUUUGCCAAAUCGGGCACGCAGCGUUGUGCCAAUUUGAAAGACACAGCCGAGACGAUAUCGAAGAUAGGCUUCAAGAUGUUCCUUAACGUGACACCAACAGUGACAAACUGGACUGCAGACAACAAACAGUUUUCGCUUGUCUUUGAAGACAAUCCUCUGGCAGACUUCGUCGAGUUACCAGACGAUGGCCGCGCUCAGGAUGAGUUGUGGUAUUCAAAUAUCUUUUGUGGGGUAAUUAAGGGCGCGCUAGAGAUGGUUCAAAUGCAGGUCGACGCGAUCUUUGUCAGUGAUGUUUUGAGGGGCAACGACACAACCGAGAUGCGGAUUACAUUAUUACGAUAUCUGGAUGACGAAAUGCCUCCCAACGAUGAGUGA
Messenger RNA from Bacidia gigantensis, 675 nucleotides. RefSeq lists its product as uncharacterized. Gene Ontology annotation, cellular component: TRAPP complex; cis-Golgi network membrane; cytosol. Lineage: Eukaryota; Fungi; Ascomycota; Lecanoromycetes; Lecanorales; Ramalinaceae. The transcript is spliced from 3 exons. The record is from RefSeq and is a predicted model, not a curated record. Gene Ontology annotation, biological process: intra-Golgi vesicle-mediated transport; endoplasmic reticulum to Golgi vesicle-mediated transport. Bases 1 to 675 code for a protein of 224 amino acids.